Gongylonema pulchrum is the source of this 813-nucleotide messenger RNA. The record is from the annotation of a GenBank genome assembly. NCBI's taxonomy places the organism in Eukaryota, Metazoa, Nematoda, Chromadorea, Rhabditida, Gongylonematidae.
AUGCGGCUUCUGAGAAGCAAAUUCCUGGAUUACGCGAGCAGUUGCUUGUACUUUUUCGAAGCAUUUGCAGUUCAAUGGGAGCAAAGCGGAGAGGCAUUCCUGGGUGUACACGAAACGUACGAAGGAAAAGAAAAGCUCAUUUGCUACGUAACCGAAUUUAUCAAUACUACUGGACGCCCAGAGGCACAUGACUACAUUGCAACGUCAAAAAAAGGCGAUGGACUGAUGGAACCAGUACUGAAAAAGGCAGUUCCUGGGGUAGCAAUAAAUGAUACAAGCGAUAGAAACGUAAUUAACGUAAUUGAUAAAAACGACACAGACGCAAACAAUGCAAGUGAUGUAAACGUAACUGACCAUCUGGAAUCGUUGCCGUAUAAUUUGGUUAAUAAAAUGUGCAGGCAAACCGCGGGUCAUCGAACGGUCGCUGCACGAAUACGUCAUCGCGAUCAGAUUUUCGAACUGAGAAGUUAUGCUGAAAAAUACUUGAAAGAAAACGGAUUUGACAAGGUACGUGUGCCGAUGCUAACCGGUCUUAUUCAUAUUCGCGGUAUGGGCUUCAUCUGGAUAUCCGGAAAUAACGGCACACAUGUCACCAUGUACGAUCCUAGCUAUGAAGCACUGUACGAUGAGAUGCCUUUUUGGGUCGAUCCGACGUUUCAUCCGUACUUGAAUACCACCGAAAUACACUGCCAUCGUUUUGUAAUAUGGACUUGUAAGUUUUUGAACAGCCAAAUAUCCUAUUGCGGUGAAGGAUUGAAUUUCUUUCAUUUUUUUAUGAAAAUCAGUGAACAUUGCACGUUUCUCCCGUCAUAG